Messenger RNA from Branchiostoma floridae (Florida lancelet), 537 nucleotides. RefSeq names its product protein shisa-5-like. NCBI's taxonomy places the organism in Eukaryota, Metazoa, Chordata, Leptocardii, Amphioxiformes, Branchiostomatidae. The transcript has 4 exons. The coding region runs from base 1 to 537 and encodes 178 amino acids. The record is from RefSeq and is a predicted model, not a curated record.
AUGUGGAGAGUGACAACAUUUCUGCUGGGGGUUUUCCUUUUGAAAGUUGUUGCUGGAGAGCAAUGUCGGGCUUUUGGGGGGCUCACCACAUUCAACUGCCCAAGGCCGUUGAUUGACGACAAUGACGACAUCUACUGCUGUGAUAAUGACUGUUGUGACGACUGUUGGGAGUCUGAUGUCGACACCUCGGCUUGUACCGGCCACUGGGGCAAUGUCGCCGGCAAGGCGCUGCAACUCGGCAUCGGUGCCAUAAUCGGCAUCGCGGUGGCCGUUAUAGUCGGUAUAGUCAUCAUCAUCGUGGCCUGUGUGUGCUGCUGCAUCUACAUGAGCAAGCAGCAAAGUCGCCCGAGAGCACAAGGUCAGCAGAUGGUCCCAGUGGCUCAUCCGGCCGGGCAGUACCCCCCUCCAGGUGGUCAGUACCCCCCUGCAGGUGGACAGUACCCCCCUCCUGCAUACCCCCAGACUGCGGGCCCGUACCCUCCACUGUCAGAUCCAGCCUAUCCACAGGACGGGGGAUACGCGGCGGCCAAGAUAUAG